This is a messenger RNA of Gongylonema pulchrum, 588 nucleotides long. The record is from the annotation of a GenBank genome assembly. Lineage: Eukaryota; Metazoa; Nematoda; Chromadorea; Rhabditida; Gongylonematidae.
AUGCUGGUUGUACCUGGCUCAAAAUAUUUCUCGAACUGCCAUAACGGAAGACUGUUGCAGCAGUGUUGGAAAGAUUGGCAUCUGAUAAUUUGCAUACUGAUACAAGUCUCACCGUUUGUAGUCGGAGCAUGUUUGUACUUAAACAACAGUGCUACCAUAUCGUUUGUCUUCAUCAACACCAAUCUCAUGCUUAUUUCGCAGCCACUUGCCAUCACACAAAAGGCUUCGGCGUAUCACGUUACUCUGUCUGUGACUGUAGCGAGUUUAUCACUCGCUGCAUAUCUGUACAUUUUGACAACACAACGAUUGAAACGAAGCAGGCGCAAUUUGAAUCUAUCGCGUGGGCAAAAGGAUCGUUGCCUGGAGAUGCGCUUACUGUGCUUCUCGUUGAUCGAAUUCGUCGUAUUCGUCCUUAACUGUAUCAUAUCAAUAAUGCUUUCUGUUUUUGCUGAACAACACGGCUCAACCGUUGUCAAAGAGAUAUGGGCAUUAGGCACCGAUCUGAUGUGCUUGGUGAGCCCCUGGGGAUUAAUCAUUACUAGCAAUACAGUUCGACAGCUAGUGUUUGGCUUAAGAAGCGGUGAAUGA